AUGGCAGGCCAGGAAUCGAAGGCUCCUCAGAGCCGGCGAGUCGGAGAGCAUUGGAGUGGCGCAAACCCUAUCCCCACCAUCCAUCACUUCAUGGAACAUAUUGACGCCGAGAAGAAGGAGCGGGGUCGCAGACUCGAUGAAGAGAAUCGAAUCAGGAAAGAAGAGGCGGCACGCAAAAAGGCAGCAGAGAAUUCGAAGGAGAAGCCUGAGGAAACAGAUGGCGAUGCUGUCGCUCACAAGGCACGCGAAGUCUCACAGGCCAAAGUGCGCACUGUGACCGAUCCGACCACGGGAAAAGAAAUCGGUGUGGAGGACCAAGACGAGACAUCUAUGGAAACUGUCAAGAAUCCCAUGUUGACGGUCCCCAAUGCCAAUAUUGGAAAGCCUACGAACGGAGUCCAGACUAGCGCCGAUCAAGAGCUGCCAGAAUAUAAGGAAAGCCAAGAUAUCACGGCUCCUCCAGAUCCAAUUGCUGAAGGCACCACCUCCGAUGUUCCCAUUCGAGGAGAAAAGACGAACGUUCUGUUUCACCCUACACCAACGGUUUCAUACAAGCCUAUGUUUGACAAUAUUGAAAAACGCGCCACGGCACUCUGUAUUGGAAUCCCUGUGGCCAUCAUUAUCUUGGGUCGGACAUUUGGAGGCUCUCUUUGGGGACUGAUUCCCUUGGCUUUCUGCAUCACAAGUGGUGUGUGGUUAUGGAUGCAGGAAGUUAUCCGGAGUGGUCGGGAUAUGGAGUGGAGUAGUGAACAGGUCCGUGGUCAGAUGGCUACUGCCAACUUGCUCCCCGAAUCCGUGGAGUGGAUGAACAGCUUCCUCGGUGUUGUAUGGGGACUUGUCAACCCGGAGAUGUUGACUCCUAUGGCAGAUACAAUUGAAGAUAUUAUGCAAGUAUCUGCGCCAAAGGUUGUUGAGAACGUACGCAUCGCAGAGAUUGACCAGGGUAACAACCCGAUUCGGAUUCUGAGCAUGCGAGCUCUUCCCGAUGAGCAUGUUCAGGACUUGAAGAACAACAUCCACGAGGAAAAUAUCAAGAACAAAGAUCCACAGGAGGCCGCUGCUGCAGAGGAGGGAGGCAGUUAUUACAACAUGGAAGCCUCUUUUGCCUAUCAUGCAAAGCCAACCUCUCAAACUGCCUCAUCCAAGGCACGUAACAUGCACAUGCAACUGGUCUUUUACCUGGGUAUCCGAGGACUGUUUGGUGUUCCAUUCCCAGUAUUUGUGGAGCUCAUUGAGCUGGUUGGAACUGUUCGCAUGCGCUUCCAAAUGAUGCCCGAAGCCCCUUUCAUGAAGGACGUUACUUUCACAUUGGUUGGAAUUCCCCACGUCAAGGCGGGUUGCAUGCCUAUGAUCCGAACGGGUGUCAAUGUUCUUAACCUUCCCCUUAUCUCGAAUUUUGUCAACUCCGCCAUUGGAACUGCAUGCGCUAUGUUCGCAGCUCCCAAAUCCAUGACUAUGGAUCUUGGUAUGAUGCUGACGGGCGAUGACAUCCACAAGGACACUCUCGCUCUGGGUGUGAUGUGGAUUCGCAUUCAUCGCGCUGUCGGCUUGAGCAAGCAGGAUACCCGUGGCAGCCAAGGUGGUGGCAGUGACCCAUAUAUCAACCUCUCCUUUUCGAAGUACGGAAAACCCAUGUACUGUACUCGUGUCAUUACGGAUGAUUUGAACCCCGUGUGGGAAGAGACUGCCGCCCUUCUUGUGACACCUGAAUUGAUCAAGGCCAACGAAAACCUGAGUAUUGAGCUCUGGGAUUCAGAUCGCAACACUGCCGACGAUAUUGUUGGAAAGGUUGAGCUACCAAUCCGCGAGAUGAUCCAGCACCCUAGCCGGAUGUACCCUCAGGUAUCGAAACUGCAGGGUAUGGAUGAGGGAAGCGAGAUGCCAGGCCAAUUGCAUUGGGAGGUUGGAUACUUCGGAAAGCCCAGGCUUCGCCCCGAGCUCCGUAGUGAUGGCAAGAAGAAGGAUCUUCCUGAGAAUCUGAAAGGUGAUCCUAAGUUUGAGGAUGAGAAAGGUGCCAUCAACAACGACGAAGAGGAUGCUGUCAUGCACACACCACCUGACCCUAUCUGGCCAAGUGGUAUUGCUCAUAUUGUGGUGCACCAAAUCGUGAACCUGCAGAUUGCCAACAUCAAAGGUAGCGAUGGUAACCGAAAGGGCAAGGAGUACGAGCCUGCAAAGCCUUAUGGCGAGAAUACUGAAGAGCAGGGAGAUGACCUGCCCACCAGCUACUGCAAGGUUCUGCUGAACGAUCAACUGGUCUACCGCACUCGUGCCAAGGCUGUGAGUUCCAAGCCAAUCUUCAACGCCGGAACUGAGCGAUUUGUUCGCGAUUGGCGUUCUGCUAUGGUGACUGUGACCGUCCGAGAUCAGCGGUACCGUGAACAUGAUCCUAUCCUGGGUGUUGUUCCUAUCAAGCUCUCCGAGAUUUUGCAAACUAGCUCUCAGGUUACUCGUUGGUACCCCUUGGAUGGAGGCAUCGGAUUUGGACGUAUCCGUAUCUCUGUUCUCUUCCGCCAUGUUGAGACUAAGCUUCCUCCCAACAUGCUGGGCUGGGAUGUCGGAACCUUUGAAUUUGCGGGACAAAAUAUCACUGCUAAGGGAUAUGGCAAACACACUAAGAUUAAACUGCGCACCGGCGGUAGUACUGGCAAGAUCACAAGACACAAAUGCCACUUGGAUGGAAGCGAUGCCGUAUUCGACACCUCCGACGAUACAUUCAGAGACUCGCUUCGCAUGCCAGUCAAGCACCGCUACCGCUCUCCUGUCGUAUUUGAGUUCCACACUCAAGGCAAGCGUGGCUCCGUGGCCUAUGCCAUCCUGUGGCUCCAGCAUCUCGUCGAUAACGAAGAAACCGAUAUCGACCUUCCAAUCUGGACAACCAAGAUGGGUGCCCGCCUGACUCAGAACUAUGUAACUGAGCAGAACUGGCGUGCCAAGCAAGUCCCAGGUCUAGAAGACCUGACUGAAGUGGGACGUCUGCAGUUCCGCUGCAAGUUCUCACCGGGCAUCGAUGAAUCCCACGAGCGCUUCGUCGUCGACAAUGACUCACGCGAGACAUUCGAGACUUGGGAAGCGUGCAUGGCACAGGGUGUCCGCUCACGCAGUGUCGAAAUCGAAGUUCCCGACGAAGUCCAAGCCAAGCACGAACAAUCUCUCAUCGAUGGACGCGACGUGUUGAGACAGGCAUCGCCCGCAGAACGUCGGAAGUGGACUACAAGCGAUGGCUCAGACUGGAGUGGUGCAUUUGGCCAUGACCCACGCGCAUACACCGAUUCCGUCGGACGCAAGGUCGCAGAGCCAGGACGCGACUCGCCUCCCCACGAUCCCAUCACCCCGCCACCAUUGAAGGGCCAACCUUCUUCUAAGCCAAACACCGAAGAGAACGAUCACGCUUCACACUUGUCUGAUGAUGACACCUCUGACUCGGACACCGAUGGGUCUUCUUUGUCUCAGGGACCCUCAAUUCUCAGUGGUAGUGCUGGCAGCAGUGGCAAGGGCAAUGCUGGGGCUUCUUCUUCUAUCAGUAGCAGCCAAAUGAAUAAGGCGAACAAGCGCAGUGAGCAACGGCAACAGCGCGGUAUGAUGCAGUGGCGUCCAGCUCGGAAUGCUGCAUUCGUCAAGGAUGAAGCCAAGUUUGCAAUGCGAAAAAUUAAGAAGAAGGUCGGCGCAGGUGGCCUUACGGGUCGCGAGCCUGAUGUUGAGACUGAGACUUAA
Penicillium nucicola is the source of this 3714-nucleotide messenger RNA. RefSeq names its product C2 domain protein. Lineage: Eukaryota; Fungi; Ascomycota; Eurotiomycetes; Eurotiales; Aspergillaceae. The transcript is spliced from 5 exons. Gene Ontology annotation, molecular function: lipid binding. The record is from RefSeq and is a predicted model, not a curated record. The coding region runs from base 1 to 3714 and encodes 1237 amino acids.